GAGUGUGAGGGCCGUGUGUGCAGUAGUGAGUGUGAGGGCUGUGUGCGCGGUAGUGAGUGUGAGGACGGUGUGCGCUGUAGUGAGUGUGAGGACCGUGUGCGCGGUAGUGAGUGUGAGGACGGUGUGCGCGGUAGUGAGUAUGAGGGCUGUGUGCACGGUAGUGAGUGUGAGGACGGUGUGCGCGGUAGUGAGUGCGAGGACGGUGUGCGCUGUAGUGAGUGUGAGGGCGGUGUGCACGGUAGUGAGUGUGAGGACGGUGUGCGCGGUAGUGAGUGUGAGGGCUGUGUGCACAGUAGUGAGUGUGAGGACGGUGUGCGCGGUAGUGAGUGCGAGGACGGUGUGCGCUGUAGUGAGUGUGAGGGCGGUGUGCACGGUAGUGAGUGUGAGGACGGUGUGCGCUGUAGUGGGUGUGAGGACGGUGUGCGCGGUAGUGAGUGUGAGGGCCGUGUGCGCGGUAGUGAGUGUGAGGGCCGUGUGUGCAGUAGUGAGUGUGAGGGUGGUGUGCGCGGUAGUGAGUGUGAGGGUCGUGUGCGCGGUAGUGAGUGUGAGGGCUGUGUGCGCGGUAGUGAGUGUGAGGACGGUGUGCGCGGUAGUGAGUGUGAGGGCUGUGUGCGCGGUAGUGGGUGUGAGGACGGUGUGCGCGGUAGUGAGUGUGAGGACGGUGUGCGCGGUAGUGAGUGUGAGGACGGUGUGCGCUGUAGUGGGUGUGAGGACGGUGUGCGCGGUAGUGAGUGUGAGGGCCGUGUGCGCGGUAGUGAGUGUGAGGACGGUGUGCGCGGUAGUGAGUGUGAGGACGGUGUGCGCGGUAGUGAGUGUGAGGGCUGUGUGCGCGGUAGUGGGUGUGAGGACGGUGUGCGCGGUAGUGAGUGUGAGGACGGUGUGCGCGGUAGUGAGUGUGAGGACGGUGUGCGCUGUAGUGGGUGUGAGGACGGUGUGCGCGGUAGUGAGUGUGAGGGCCGUGUGCGCGGUAGUGAGUGUGAGGGCCGUGUGUGCGGUAGUGAGUGUGAGGGUGGUGUGCGCGGUAGUGAGUGUGAGGGCCGUGUGCGCGGUAGUGAGUGUGAGGGCUGUGUGCGCGGUAGUGGGUGUGAGGACGGUGUGCGCGGUAGUGGGUGUGAGGACGGUGUGCGCGGUAGUGAGUGUGAGGACGGUGUGCGCGGUAGUGAGUGUGAGGACGGUGUGCGCUGUAGUGGGUGUGAGGACGGUGUGCGCGGUAGUGAGUGUGAGGGCCGUGUGCGCGGUAUUGAGUGUGAGGGCCGUGUGUGCGGUAGUGAGUGUGAGGGUGGUGUGCGCGGUAGUGAGUGUGAGGGCCGUGUGCGCGGUAGUGAGUGUGAGGGCUGUGUGCGCGGUAGUGGGUGUGAGGACGGUGUGCGCGGUAGUGAGUGUGAGGACGGUGUGCGCAGUAGUGAGUGUGAGGACGGUGUGCGCAGUAGUGAGCGUGAGGGCUGUGUGUGCAGGCCGGACUCUGUUGGAGCGCUUCUCCCAGCAGCAGGACUCUGGAGAGCCGGAGGAGGUGGAGAAGGUGUGCUCCAGGAUCCUGGCCUUGGGCCUCCUGCUGCCCUUCAGCGGCUGCUUCAGAGACCCCGACAGCAGCGGACCGAUCGCGCCCGAGUUUGACACCGGUCAGCUGUACACAUGGGCAGCGGUCAGUCAGCCUCCUCCGUCUCUGGAGGGACACCUGAAGAACCUGUGGCCCCAGAACAGACCCGGAGCCCAGGACCGGCCCCAGCCCAAACACACAGAGGACGCGGUCGAGGAGCAGGAGGAGCAUCAGGCCGUCGUUUCAGACCUUAAAAAACAUCAGGAAGAAGAAAUCCAGCAAAUUGAGGAGGAGUCGGUGAUAAAGACUGUGCAUCUGAAGCAGGAGCACGUCUGCGUGAUCGAGCAGCUGGAGCAGACGAUCGAAGACCUGCGCUGUAAGAUCGCGGAGCUGGAGAAACAGCAGCCUCUGCUGGAGCGGGAGGUGCAGACACAAGACCAGGAGUGUGGAGGAGAGGAGCGUCUCCUCCCAGACGUCUGCCAUGUGGACCUGCAGACAGAAAUCACUGCGCUGCUGCCCCUGGAGGCCAAGUCAGUGCAGACGUCUCCUAUGGACGAGAGCUUUAGGUUUAAACUGCCUCCUGUGGAGGCGCAGGCACCGGGGAGGAGUGACUCCUCACUGCCAUCAGGAACUGAGAAUGCUUCUCAAGUGUUUGUGUGCAUGUGCCAGCAUCUGCCAGGCAUUUCAGUGCCUCCACCACCACCACCACCUCCUCCUCUAUCCGGGAUGUGUUCACCUCCUACUCCACCUCCGCUUCCAGGAAUGAGCACUCUUUCAGCACCACCUACUCUUCCAGGCAGUUCAUUUCCUCCUCCUUUACCAGGAAUGGAUGCGCCUCCUCCUGCGCCUCCUUUACCAGGAAUGGAUGCGCCUCCUCCUGCGCCUCCUUUACCAGGAAUGGGUGCGCCUCCUCCUCCACCUCCUUUACCAGGAAUGGGUGCGCCUCCUCCUCCACCUCCUUUACCAGGAAUGGAUGCGCCUCCUCCUCCACCUCCUUUACCAGGAAUUGUUGCGCCUCCACCUCCACCUCCUUUACCAGGAAUGGAUGCGCCUCCUCCUCCACCUCCUUUACCAGGAAUGGGUGCGCCUCCUCCUCCACCUCCUUUACCAGGAAUGGAUGCGCCUCCUCCUCCACCUCCUUUACCAGGAAUGGAUGCGCCUCCUCCUCCACCUCCUUUACCAGGAAUGGAUGCGCCUCCUCCUCCACCUCCUUUACCAGGAAUGGAUGCGCCUCCUCCUCCACCUCCUUUACCAGGAAUGGGUGCGCCUCCUCCUCCACCUCCUUUACCAGGAAUGGAUGCGCCUCCUCCUCCACCUCCUUUACCAGGAAUGGAUGCGCCUCCUCUUCCACCUCCUUUACCAGGAAUUCCGCUUCCUCUCUCAACUGCAGGAUCAGCACCUCCUCCUCCGGGUCCUCCACCCUUGGCUCCUGGUCCUCCUCUGGCCUUCGGUCUGGGUUCUCUGCCUCCUCCGCUCCCGCUGGGUCUGUACACAUUAGGAGCACUGCAGGAGAAACCGCCUCACAAAAGCUUGGUGGAGCCGCCGAGACCCAUGAAACCGCUGUACUGGACCCGGAUACAGCUGCACACCAAAAAGGAAUCUCAUGCUCUCGUGUGGGAGAAGAUCGAAGAGCCACCCGUGGAUUUUGAGGAGUUUGUUGAACUCUUCUCCAAAACUGCAGUGAAAGAGAAGAAGAAGCCCCUUUCGGACACGAUCAGCCGGUCAAAGACCAAGCAGGUGGUGAAGCUGCUGAACACCAAGCGUUCUCAGGCCGUGGGGAUCCUGAUGUCCAGUUUACAUCUCGACAUGAAGGACAUUCAGCACGCGAUCCUGAAUCUGGAUAACACUGUGGUUGAUCUGGAGACGUUACAGGCGCUCUACGAGAACAGAGCCCAGCAUGACGAGCUGGAGAAAAUCGAGAAACAGAUCAAAUCCUCAAAAGACAAAGGGGGAAGCAAAACUCUGGACAAACCUGAACAGUUUCUCCAUCAGCUCUCCCAGAUCCCUGAUUUCUCCGGACGAGUCUUCUGUAUUCUCUUUCAGUCGACCUUCACUGAAUGCAUUUCCUCUGUUCAGCGCAAACUCCAGAUUUUGCAGAGAGUCUGCAAGACUCUUCAGAGCGGCUCUGGGGUGCAGCAGGUUCUCGGUUUAGUUUUGGCUUUUGGGAACUUCAUGAACGGAGGGAAUCGCACCAGAGGACAGGCGGAUGGCUUCACGCUGGACAUUCUGCCCAAACUCAAGGAUGUCAAGAGCAGCGACAACAGUAAGAGUCUGAUGUCGUAUAUUGUGUCUUACUACCUGAGACACUUUGACGAGGUGAGAUUCAUGUAAGAUGCUCUCACUGAACAAUAUGCUCAAACAUCUUCAGAAACCUUUCAGUGUGUGUGUGUGUGUGUGUGUGUGUGUGUCUGACUGUGUGUGUGUGUGUGUGUGUGUGUGUGUCUGACUGUGUGUGUGUGUGUCUGACUGACUGUCUGUGUGUGUGUGUGUGUGUGUGUGUCUGACUGUGUGUGUGUGUGUCUGUCUGACUUGUUAAGUUUAAGACAUUAUAAAAUGUGUUAACGCACAUUAUACCUCUAUGCUGAAAACUGUUUAGUAUUUCACAUGCCAGUUUAUUGAAACUAAAAAGGGACUCUUAUUAUGAAGUUCCGGGCUGUGGGGUAGUUGUUGAACGUGCGUUGUGACGGAGUGGAGUAAAGAGGAAUAAAUGGAGAACAUUGAUUGAUUCAAAAGUGUUUUAUUUCGAGUAACAUUGGUAGCAGAGGAUGGUUAGCAACUACAGAGUACCCCCGACCUUUGAUGAAGGAAAACCCUAUGAAAGUUGGAAGAAUGAAGUCGCGAUUUGGACUAGAGUUACAGACCUCGAGAAAAAAAAGCAGGCGCUUGCUGUGGCUUUGGCGCUUUCGGGAAGAGCGAGAGAAACGGCGAUGGAAAUACCGGUAGACGAUCUGAAUAAGGACACUGGCAUGGACACUUUACUUACGAAACUCGAUGACUUGUUUCUUAAAGAAGAAAAGGACCAAGUU
Molecule: messenger RNA, 4563 nt
Organism: Carassius gibelio (silver crucian carp)
Lineage: Eukaryota; Metazoa; Chordata; Actinopteri; Cypriniformes; Cyprinidae
Product: formin-2-like
Exons: 12
Coding region: 140-3868 (1242 amino acids)
Biological process (GO): intracellular transport
Cellular component (GO): cytoplasm; endoplasmic reticulum membrane; nucleus
Source: RefSeq, a predicted model, not a curated record